UACGGUGGCCGAGAAGGUUCAGACAAAUACAAAAGCAACAACACAAACGCAAACGCCACAACACAACACGAACGCCAAAACACAAAAUACAAAAGCCACAUCACAACCGCAAAUGCCGCAACGCAACACGAACGGCGCAACACAACACGAAAGCCAAAACGGAAGUAGCUGCCCACGGGAGCGAGCGUAUUUUGGAGGAACGCCCACGGGAGCGAGCGUAUUUUGGAGGAACGGAGCUGGAGGAUGCCAGAUCGUUUAAGAAAUUAGUACAUGAUGUAUUGCCCUUUUUGUGGGUUCAACCUGCAUGCAGAAACAGCAUUCUGCAGUUCAUGUGGCAAGAAUAUCACAUUUCUCAAAGAUGCUGCAAGACCUGGGACAAGUGAAGGUUCUGAAGCUACAACAGACGAUGACCUUAUUUUGAAUUAUUUCACAGAAGGCCAUAGUUAUGAAAUUAUUAUGGACCUAAUGGCAACCAAGCACAACGUUUCACUGAGUCUUAGCACUUUGAAAAGAAGACUACAGGAUGCAGGCCUGGCCCGGAGGACAAACUACAGUCCAAUUGCAACUGUGCAGGCAGCUAUAUCUGAGGAACUUAAGGGAUCAGGACAGCUCUUAGGAUACCGAGCAAUGUGGCAGACACUGAGACAGAAGUACUCUCUUGUAGUCAGAAGAGAUGAUGUGAUGCGCCUAAUCGGAGAGCUGGAUGCGUCUGGAAUAGAAAAACGCUCCAGGCGCAGAUUCGUCCGGAGAGCAUACCACUCAAUGGGAGCCAAUGAUGUCUGGCAUGUUGAUGGCUAUGAUAAAUUGAAACCUUUUGGGGUUGCAAUUAGUGGCUGUAUCGAUGGAUUUUCUAGAAAAAUCAUGUGGCUUAAAUGUGGAAAGUCUAACAAUGACCCAGGCGGAAUUGCUAAAAAUUACAUGCAGUGUGUAGCUGAGUUUGGAAUUAUUCCAAUGCGUCUCCGCACAGACUGCGGCACAGAAAAUGGACUGAUGGCAUCACUUCACUGUACACUGAGAUCAGAGCAUACAGACGAGUUUGCAGGAACCAAAAGCCACAUGUACGGCACUUCAACAUCCAACCAGCGCAUUGAAAGCUGGUGGUCCUACUUUCGAAAACAAAGGAGUCAAUUUUGGAUGGAUCUGUUCAGCGACUUGAGGGAGAGGCAUCUCUUCAAUGGCAGCUAUCAACACAGAAGUUUGUUGCGAUUCUGCUUCUUGGGCGUCCUACAGAACGAACUGGAUGAAUACAAGCAAUUGUGGAACACUCACACUAUUCGUCCAUGUCGCCAAUCCCAAUGCCCAUCUGGUAAACCAGAGGCUAUGUACAAUGUGCCUCACAGAUUUAACGGAAGGAAUUGUGGAUACCCAGUAUCCACACAAACCCUGAGCCAGUAUGACAGCCUCAUGCCAGCGCCAGAAACUCCAAGUGGAGAGGAUGAAGAGCAAAAUCGCUUUGAAGAACUGCAGAGACAAAGUGGUUUGACAUCUCCUCUACAUUGGGAAUCUGCUGUAGAGAACUACAUCUCCCUGAAGAACUUGGCUGAUAUUUAA
Pungitius pungitius (ninespine stickleback) is the source of this 1551-nucleotide messenger RNA. RefSeq lists its product as uncharacterized. The coding region runs from base 271 to 1551 and encodes 426 amino acids. Lineage: Eukaryota; Metazoa; Chordata; Actinopteri; Perciformes; Gasterosteidae. The record is from RefSeq and is a predicted model, not a curated record. The transcript is spliced from 5 exons.